AUGGAGCUUGAUUUUCAAGCGUUGAUGCAGCAAGCGAAUGAGAACCGCCUGAGGUCGAGUUAUACGGUAAAAGCCCUUACCGAAGAAGCAAAGAAUGAGGCGCGGAAAAGAGCUUGUAAAGUGAACUCGAAUGCGGUAAAGACGUUUCUGGAACGAAAGAAGCGCCAGGAACAGCUGAAUCUAGAUCGCAAAAUUCACGAGCGGGAGCAACGUUUGGAGGAGCGUUUGCGAAAUUCUGACAGAGCUGCGUGCAAGGUCAAGGAAAAGUCGGAGGCUGUGAGAACGACGCCGCAUCCUGCCAAGGAUAAAGGCGAGAAAGCGAAGGCACAGAGUUCGUUUUCGCCAUCCUGGCCUUCCCGGUCCAGAGAUCUGAGCCUUAAUUCCUCUUCUCGACCUUCCGAUCCAGUUACGACCCCAAAAGCAGUCGAUGUCGGCAAGCCGAGAAGCUUAAAAAAGCGCAAAGCGUUACCCAUGUCGUAUACAAAAUAUCCAAACGUCCCCACCGCGUCUAAGCUUAUGCGAAUUGAUGGGCGUUCCGCAGAUAAACGAUCCACGAGUGAACUGAGCCUGCGAGAGUUGGAGCUGCGACGGGAGUUCAUAAGGAAGUAUCGCCAGAUGUGCGGCGCGGAGCCGGUAGAAGACGAAAGCGACGACUCAUACGACAGUGAGAUGGAUGACUUCAUCGAUGAUACACCAAUUGGCGAGGAAGAUGAAGAGUUUAUCAGUAAUCAGAUAAAGAUGACGUUGGGCUACGACAGAAGCAAGUACAAAUACGUAGACGACUCUGACGACCUAUGCAUGGAGUCGAAUUUUAAGCAAAUAUGCAAGGAAGAAGCGCGCAGUGCGAAACUGGCACUUUUGGAAGAUCUGAACGAGUAUCAGAAGGAGCAGAAAAUGAGGAGAAAAAUUUCAAGUCGGAAAUGA
Messenger RNA from Soboliphyme baturini, 924 nucleotides. Lineage: Eukaryota; Metazoa; Nematoda; Enoplea; Dioctophymatida; Soboliphymatidae. The record is from the annotation of a GenBank genome assembly.